This is a messenger RNA of Coregonus sp. 'balchen', 11638 nucleotides long. The record is from the annotation of a GenBank genome assembly. Lineage: Eukaryota; Metazoa; Chordata; Actinopteri; Salmoniformes; Salmonidae.
AUGGACCUACGCUCAGAGCUCCUCAAGUCUAUUUGGUAUGGUUUCACUGCUCUGGAUCUAGAGAAGAGUGGGAAAGUGUCCAAGUCUCAACUCAAGGUAAGUACCUGGAUACAUUAGGUAAAGGUAGAUUUUAUGAGGGUUAUUUGGACCAAUGCUUUGGGGCUCUUUCUUCUAUCCAUGCACACUUGCUGUCUCAUUUCCGACCUCAGGAACAUCAUAUUAAUAUUCUAUUCUUGGGGUAGCUGGAGUCAGCCAACAAUAUAUAAAGUGAUCUGGAUCCACAAAAAUAUACAUUUAUUGACAUUGGAUGAUGAGCAAAACAGGUCCUGACCCAGCUAGCACAUAACGUUCUGAGAACCAUAUGUUUAACUUCCCACAACUUUCUGGGAAUGGUGCAGGAUAGUUGCUUUGCUUUGGAACAUUCUCAGCACAUUUAAAGAACUUGACAAAAAAGCGUUCAGUAUGUUUCUACGUUCUAGAAUGUUCAAUUGAACGGAAACGGUGCUGUAUUGAAUGACCAGUUGAAAAACGGGGAGGGGUUGGGUUGUGGGUUGGAGAACACUGUCAGCAUGGCCAUUGCCCUUUAAAUAUGCCACUCAUUGCUUCAAGCCACACCUCACGACACCCACCAAAUGGGAGGAAACGUACCUCAAAGUCUGUUCAAAAACAUACAAUUAAGUUUGGGAUUAACGUGUCGUUCAGUACAAACCGUUCCGCAACGUAGCAAACGUUCACGCGAACUGAAUGCACCUCUGGUGUGUUGGCCGUGCCCACUAAUUGGCCACACCUGACCUUAAUGAGUAUUUGUUUCCUUUGAAAUGGGGUCUGUUUCAACAUGGCUUGCUAGCUCUAUCCUGGUGGUGCAGUGGACUAAUUCCACAGAUAGAGAACAGAAGAUCAUAGGUUUCAAUCUCACUGAUGCUGUGCCAUAAAAAAUAAAUGUUUGCAUGAUUAAUGCAAAACAGUUAACCCAAACUAAGCUAGCAGUGUUAUUAAAAGCCUUAUUGAAACAUGUUAUCAGAACAUUAUUUAAUUACAUUCAAAUAACCUUAAUGAAUGUUAAUGAAAUAUCUGAUAAUAACUUUAAGGGAACAAUAGUAAAAUGUAAGUCCAGAACAGGUGAAAGUUUCACUUCCGUUAUCAGAAUGUUUAAAAAAACGUUCCGUUUUCCAGUCAGGAAACUUAUGGCUUCGUUCCCAGAACCAAUACGAAACCAGAAACGUACGUUCCCACAACUUCCAAGGAACCAAAUGUGCUAGCUGGGGAAUAACUUGACAUAAUUCCUUAGGAGUUUGAAAGAUAUGUGGUAGAUUUUGUGCUGAUCUUUAUCUGAUUCAUGCCACAUGCUCUGUUAUGGUGACAAGACAUUUGCAGAUUUCUUAAGCAUAUUAGCCGAAAUCGUUUGUGCUGUCUUACCAACUCCUAUGGUCAUUGGCAACAGAUCUGUGACCAUACUAGUAUACACUAUAUAUAUAUACAAAAGUAUGUGGACUCCCCUUCAAAUUAGUGGAUUCGGUUAUUUCAGCCACACCCGUUGCUGACGGAUGUAUGAAAUCGAGCACACAGCUAUGCAAUCUCCAUAGACUAACAUUGCCAGUAGAAUGGCCUUACUGAAGAGCUCAGUGACUUUCAACGUGGCACUGUCAUAGGAUGCCACCUUUCCAACAAGUCAGUUCGUCAAAUGUCUGCCCUCCUAGAGCUGCCCCGGUCACCUGUAAGUGCUGUUAUUGUGAAGUGGAAACAUCUAGGAGCAACAACGGCUCAGCCGCGAAGUGGUAGGCCACACAAGCUCACAGAAUGGGACUGCCAAGUGCUGAAGCGCGUAAAAAUCGUCUGUCCUCAGCUGCAACACUCACUACCGGGUUCCAAACCGCCUCUGGAAUCAACGUCAGCAUAAUAACUGUUCGUCAGGAGCUUCAUGAAAUGGGUUUCCAUGGCCGAGCAGCCGUACACAAGCCUAAAAUCACAAUGCGCAAUGCCAAGCAUCGGCUCGAGUGGUGUAAAGCUUGCCGCCAUUGGACUCUGUAGCAGUGGAAACGCAUUCUCUGGAGUGAUGAAUCACGCUUCACCAUCUGGCAGUCCGACGGAUGAAUCCGGGUUUGGUGGAUGCCAGGAGAAUGCUACCUGCCCGAAUGCAUAGUGACAACUGUAAAGUUUGGUGGAGGAGGAAUAAUGGUCUGGGGAUGUUUUUCAUGGUUCGGGCUAGGCCCCUUAGUUCCAGUGAAAGGAAAGCUUAACGCUACAGCAUACAAUGACAUUCUAGACGGUUCUGUGCUUCCAACUUUGUGUCAACAGUUUGGGGAAGGCCCUUUCCUGUUUCAGCAUGACAAUGUCCCCGUGCAGAAGGCGAGGUCCAUACAGAAAUGGUUUGUCGAGAUCGGUGUGGAAGAACUUGACUAGCCUGCAGAGUCCUAACUUCAACCCCAUCGAACACCUUUGGGAUGAAUUGUGACGCGGACUGCGAGCCAGGCCUAAUCGCCCAACAUCAGUGCCCGACCUCACUAAUGCUCGUGGCUGAAUGGAAGCAAGACCCCGCAGCAAUGUUCCAACAUCUAGUGGAAAGCCUUCCCAGAAAAAUGGAGGCUGUUAUAGCAGCAAAGAGGGGACCAACUUCAUAUUAAUGCCCAUGAUUUUGGAAUGAGAUGUUCGACAAGCAGGUGUCCACAUACUUCUGGUCAUGUAGUGUAGAAGGCUGACUCAAUGAUGAAGAUGUUUCCUAUGGGGAGCAAAACAGUAAUGAUAGUGAAAUAGAGUGAACAAUGUGUGCUUGUGUUUUAGAGGCACUGUGAGUGUGGAGCUGAAGAGUAACAGUUUGCUCUCAGUAAUUCGAUGAAUAAGAGCCCUUAUCACCAAGUUGUACCCAGACUGGUCCAUGAUGACACCACAUGCAGUGCAAUUGGUACUGUGGCACUGAAUAUGACCAGAGAGGUGGUGAAUUGAAUAGAACAUGUCACACAUUGUCUUCAAUACUAUGGUCAUGUAAAUCUUCAGUGCUUAUUGUUAUUGACAAAGUAGUGCUGUAGAAAGUUGGAUAUAUAAUCAUUACAUCACCCUCCAUCCAUCCAGUCAAACCCACCCUCCAUCCAUCCAUCUAGCCCCACGUUCCAGCCAUGUGCUACUGGCUUUAACUACUAGAACCUCGUGACUAAGCCUACCCUGUCAUACCAGUGGUGGGGCAGGCUCAAGUCUGGAGUAUUGUCCAGACCAGAUCCAUGCAGUCAUGUUCAUCGAGGCUAAGUACUCUGGUCUGGAGUAUGGCCUUGUCAGUCCAGAGACCAGGGAGUCAUAUAUACCCUUUUUGAAAUCUAUUUAGCCAAGCUGAGCUGAAUCAUGCUGGUUACAGUACACCUACCAUCCACCAUAGGUGAUGGAACCGUGCUGGGAAAAAUGACUGUGUAAAAAGAGCCAGCAAACACAGUACGGUACAGGUUGGAAUGAUAGUAUGAAAGGGUAAUUGAGACUUAGAAGCCAGCAGGUCACACAGGACUCAUACUCUUGGUUUCGUAGUGAAAAGAGGAGGGAGGAAGGGAGGGAGAAGGAGAGGAAGACAGGAUGUGGUGAUGUUUCAGAAGAUGGUGGCUGGGUGCACUGACUCAUUCCCCCCCCCCUCUCAAAAAAAGUAUGUUAUCUCAACUUCUAUUUCAGUAAGCCUCCAGUUAUUUAUUGAUGAUGCUCUCUUGAAAAACUAUUAUAAACUUGGCACUGUAUUUUCUCUCUGAGGUUUAAAUGGCAGUUGAAACAUUGUGUGCAUGAGAAGCACUCUUGAAUGACACAUUUUUCUGGGUAAAUCAAAGAUAUUGUAGCAACCUUAACCCAACACUUAGCGAUCUUGUCAAAGGGUUCAGAUAUCUUGGCGUAACGGCUAAGGUGUUGGCUUGACAGUCACUGGACCAGGGUUUGAGUUCUGGUCAGGGCUACCACCCAAAUUCCCUACAAUAUGUAAACUAACUUAUUUGCUUUUCCUAGAAGACUAAAAUACUUUCAUGAUUCAGCUUUUAUGUUUCAGUUCCUUCGUAAACCGUUAAAGUAUUUCUCUUUUUACUGUACACCACAUCUCUGUCUGACAGAGAUAAGAAGUCACAGUUUAUGAAAGGAUCUACCAAAGAUUUAAAGUUGAUUUAAAACUGUUACUUUCAAUAUUAAUUUUGCUGUAUAUCAUUUACAGUGCUGUGAAAAAGUAUUUGCACCCUUUCUGAUUUUCUCUAUUUUUGCAUAUUUUUGAUACUGAAUGUUAUGAAAUCUUCAACCUAAUAUUAGAUAAAGGGAACCUGAGGUUACAAAUAACAAAGAAAGGUCCCAUUAUGCCUGCCGAAAACCAAACACUGCAUUCCACAGUAACAACCUUAUACCAACAGUCAAGCAUGGUGGUGGUAGUGUGAUGGUUUGGGGAUGCUUUGCUGCCUCAGGACCUGGACGACUUGCCUUAAUAGAUGGAACAAUUAAUUCUGCUUUGUAUCAGAGUUGUAUGUACAGGAUACACAUGGUAUACAGUACCGUCCAACGAAAUGCUUACUUGCAGGUUCCUUCUCGACAAUGCAACAACAAUAAGAAAUAAUAAAAGAUAAGAAUACGAACAUAAAGUAAAUAGAUCAGUAGAAUAGAAUAAACAUUUUAGCAUCAGUAUAAUACAGGAAGGCACAAUUUAUAGUGCAAUAUUUACACAUGUUUUGGGGAAGGGGGGCAAGUGUUUAAACUUUGCAGUAUUUAGCAAUCAUAAUAAGAGUCUGGUAGCAGUAGUUGUGAUGUGUAUCAUGAAUGUGUGUGUGUGUGUGUGUGUGUGUGUGUGUGUGUGUGCGCGUGAGUGAGUGAGUGCAUGUGUGCAGAGAAUCAGAGCAGGGAGUCAGUCCAGUUCAAGUGUUCAGCAGUCUGAUGGCUUGUAGAUAGAAACUGUCUCUGUGCCUGUUGGUAUCAGACCUCAUGAUCCGAUACCGUCUGGCCGACGGAAAGGGAGUGAACAGCCCUCACAACCCUGUCGUUUGUAUGUUCUAGGUCCUGUCACAUAACUUGUGUACGGUUCUGUCCAUCCCUCACGACCCGGUGGCUCUAGAAGAACACUUCAGGGAUGAUGACGAUGGACCAGUCUCCAGCCAGGGGUACAUGCCUUACCUCAACAAAUACAUACUGGACAAGGUAAAGUCAUGUACACAAACACACCUUACAUUUUUGCCUCAGUCUCUCCUUUUCAUUGGAUUUAUGAGCCCUUUGGGUUUGGGAUGGAAUUACUUGUGAAUGCCCACAUACUCAUUCCACAAACAUACCCUCACAAAACAUUGCAUGUAUCUAUAAAUGCAUAUAGAGUCAUGGCUAUAAAAAGUAAUUAUUUUGUUUGUGUACCCAUAUGCCACCACGGUUUAUAAAGGAGGAAAAGAGUGCUAGGUACAUGUUUUCUUACUCAGUGCUGUUUAUUAUGCCUCAUUCUCACAGGUAGAAGAGGGCUGUUUUGUAAAAGAACAGGUUGAUGAACUGUGCUGGACUCUCACUGCUAAGAAGAACUAUAAACCGGCGAAGGACAAUAAGAAUGUGUUGACAGGGAAAGAUGCCUUUCGUCUCUGGUGUCUGUUUAACUUUCUGUCAGAGGAUAAAUACCCUCUCGUUAUGGUUCCUGAUGAGGUGAGUUAUGUGUACAAAGCAUGCUGGGUUCUGUAGCAAAUUAUACUAUAAAUUCACCUAGAAUACAGCGGAUGGAUGCUAAAUAAACCUAAUAUAUUUAGUCACUUAAAAAGGGAAAAGGCCCAUCACUAACUUUCAAAACCACUUUAACAAAAUCCAAACACUCAUUCUAAUAUGUAGUAUUUAAUUGUAGAGGCAGCAUGUAGCCUAGCGGUUAAGCUUGUUGGGCCAGUAACCGAAAGGUUGCUGGUUCAAAUUGCUGACUAACGUUAACCCUAACCCCUAGUCUAGUUAAUGUUAGCCAGCUAACUAAUGUUAGCCACCUAGCCAUCUAGCUAGAAUUCGUAACAUAUCAUACGUUUUGAAAUUUGUAACAUAUUAUAUGAAUUGUAAUUUGUAACAUAUGAUACGAAAUGGGUGAUGGACAUCCACAAAUUAAUACCUACCAUACAAAACUUAACAUACAGUAUCACGCUAAAUGGACCAUCUCGGAUUUAUGUAUAGAAUAAUAAGAAAUGCUCUGAGACCAGUUUGCUAAAUAUAGCAAACCUGUGAGGAAUGUUUUUCUUCCUACUGAUUGCUGUGUGUCUUUCAUUAUCUAAAUGUGGGCUUACGUGUCACUUGUAGCAUGGCUUUUGGUUUCCUCCUUGUAGUCUGUUUUUCACAACCGCUGUUGGCAGUGUGAUUGUGAAUAGCCACAGAUUUCAGUGCACUACAGCCAGCAGUCGGGGUGGUUUCACUGAAAACAAAAGCGUAGGUUACAUUAUCAUCCAAACAUUCUCUUGUGAGUCGUGACAGACUGUUAAUAUAAACGAGAUUGAGAUCGAGACUCAGAGAUUAUGAACCAAUUACAAAACAAUUGAAAGGCAACCAUUCCCCCCAUAUACCAAUUGCAUCCCUUUUACAAACAAAAUAUUUGUGUUUUGUUCGCAUUAUUCAGGUGGAAUACCUCCUGAAGAAGAUUUGCAUGGCCAUGAGUGUUGAGCUCAACUGUGUGGAGCUGGAAGACUUCAUCUCCCAGGAUGCAGUGCAGCAGAAUGGUUUCACUGUCUGGUCUUUCCUGGAGAUGAUAAACUCUGGGAAGAUAACCAGAGGCAUGGGCCAGGAAAUCACCAGCAUGGCCAUAGAGGAGGUGUACAGGGAGAUAGUUGCUGAUGUCCUCAAAGAGGUAGGGUACUUUAAAAUAACAGACCAACACAGCAUAUAGUAUCUCUAUACUGUCUGCCUGUCUGUCUGCCUGAAUUUCUUGCUAUCUGCCUAUAAUGUAAUGUGUCAGUAAUGUGUCCGUUUUGUGUCAGUGAUGUGUGGGUUGACUGUGUUGCCUCCAGGGGUACCUGUGGAAGAAGGGUCAGCUGAGGAGGAACUGGAAGGAGCGCUGGUUCACCCUGAGGCCCAGUACCCUGGCCUACUACACCAGCGAGGACCGCAAGGAGAGCCAGGGAAGCAUUGCUCUGGAUGGGAACUGCUGUGUGGAGGUAGGCUGGGCUGGAGGUGGGGUGGGACCUGGGGUGGGGCAGUGGGGACAGGCAUGGCUGAGAUGGGCCUGCUCCUUUUUGAGAAUGGGUAACAGAUAGGAAUUACUGAUUCAAUCAGAGCUACAGGGUUAACACAUCCCUCCCUCAUAUGCUCCAUUUGAAAUAGCUGCAAAUAGAAAUGAAUUUACAACAAAUAUAUAUACAUUGUGCUAAUGUAUCACAAUGAGUACUUCUCCUGUUGAUCAGGUGCUGCCAGACCGGGAUGGGAAGAGGUGUAUGUUCUGUCUGAAAACUCUGUCCAAGACCUACGAGAUGAGUGCCUCGGAUACCAAGCAGAGACAGGAAUGGGCUGCAGGUACAACGAUCAAGAAUGUGUCAAUUGAGCAUUUACACGUUAUUGACACAAUUAUGUAGGGCUAUGAUGAAUUACCAAGCUUGUAAGAACUAUCAUACUGAUGACAAAAGUAGUGAAGGCAGUGAUUCCCCCUGCCCUAUAUGUUGGGUUGAUUACUGGGUUGAUUAUUCAAAGUCAAGCAGUAAGCAUAUACUACAUCCUGUUCCUCCCUUCACCCCCAGCCAUUCAGACAGCCAUCCGUCUACACGCUGAAGGGAAGACCUCUCUCCACAAGGACCUGAAGCUGAAGAGGAAGGAGCAGAGGGAACAGCGGGAGAGGCGGCGGCUGGCCAAGGAGGAGGAGCUGCAACGUUUUCAGGCCCUGCAGGAGGAGAAGGAGCGUAAGCUGACCGAGCUGGAGCUCCUGAAGGAGGCACAGAGGCAGGCGCAGGCCCUCCUGGAGCAGGACGAGAUGAAGUGGCGCCAGCAUCAUGAGGAGAUGCAGCAGGCCCUGGAGGUGCAGCUCCGCGAGGCAAAGGAGGUGAAGACUGGGAGGGGGAGAGGUGUGGGGGAGGGGGGGAGGAAGUGUAGGGGGGAGCAGAUGAGGUGAGGAAGAGAGGUGAGGGUGGAGGGAAGAGAGGAGUGUGGUUGCAUGGAGGAGAAAGGUGGAGGAGUGCUGAUGAAUGUUUACCUGUGUCGCGCAGGAGAAGGGUGGAGGUAUAUGUGGAGGAUUGUUGAUUCAGACUGGAGGAGUGAGUGUCUAGAUGUUCCAUGCUGAUUUGUGUCUCCUUCUCCAGUCGCGGGCCACCAUGCAGGCAGAGAUGGUUCUGAAGGAGGAGGAGGCGGAGCGGCAGAGGAAGAGGAUCAAGGAGCUGGAGGAGAUGCAGACAAGUCUGGAGGAGGCUCUACAGCAGGAGAUCAAAGCUCGGCAGGACGAAGAGGUCUUUAGAUACGCACAGACUGGGUAAAGGAAUACACACACACACAGAGACAUGGCGGCACACAUGCAGGUAGGCAGUUACCCACGCAUGCAUGCAAACACACUCCCGCAUACACACACACACAGGCUGAGGGCAGGGUGCUGGACACACUCAGACAUUGUUUUGUUCACACUCACUCACAAACCUAGUACCCUCACAACUCAUUUUCUUACAAGACACAGGCUCAUCUUAGGGCUAGCUGUCAUCAUGUGAGAAGGCACCAAAUUGGCACGUAAAAGCUGCAUGUCUUUUUACCAAGCACAGCACAGAUGGUGUUAAGAGAAGCCUAUUGCUGUUGAAGGGAGGCUGUUGCAUUAGUUAGGUUCCUGAGGAAGUUGUUUUUAACAGAGGAAGUUGUCUAGCUACGAUCUGUAGGAUCUGUUGAAACUGACAGGGUGUUAAUGGUGUGUCUGUCACAAUCUUCCACGCAUAAAUAAACUAUUGGAUAAGCAGUGUGCUUUAAUGCAUUCAUUCACUGGCUGCUCUAUGGGAAACAUACAGAUCCUAACCUGUUCUAUUUAAUUCUGUGACUGCAAAUACCAAGCGCCAAGCUCUCUGCUUGUCUCAAAGAUCCCAGACACUCACAGACAUAUAGCAUACAAAUAUGAAGUAAUAAGACAUUACAAAGGCUCAUAUGCUUUUAAAAAUGUACAUAACAUUGUACAGUAUAUAGUGAAAAGUAAUGGAGAUAAGCCACAGACUGGGGGGGCGCCUGUGUUUUACUGUACACUUUUUGAGAGAUGAUUGCGAGGUCAAGAGUUUGCAUGUGUCACGUUUCUAAAAACAUAAAAUGUGUCUCAUCCAACUUCUUACCACAUCAUGUUAUAUCGACUGUAUGUCUUCCAGUUAAAGAUUUUCUAUUUGUCAUAUACGUUUAUUGUACAGUUUGCUGUCUGAGGAGGAGGAGAAGAUGAAGGCCCUGAUGGCGCUGCAGGAGGAGCAGGAGGAGUACAUCCUGAAGACCCAGAGGGAGAAGCAGGAGCUAAGGCAAGAGAUGGAGAACAAGUCCCGGGCUCUGGAGGAGGCCCAGAGGCAGCUGGAGGAGGUCAGGGCCAACCGCCACCGGGUCGACCAGGACGUUGUGGUGAGUACAGAGACACAGUAUAUAAAUACCUAUGCAUAAUGUUAUAAUUAUAGUUAUAUAGUGAUGAGUAGCCUAUCAACACACCGUUAACAGUACUUCAACAGUUAUUUGGGUAUCACAUCCCACUGGGCACAGACGUCAGUUCAAUGUCUAGUUUUGAUUUACACUUGGUUGAUUUGUCAACUAAUGUGAAUUCAACAUUUAAAAAAAAUAAUCACAAUGUAAUUGGAUUUAGGUUAAAAGUUGGGUGAAACAAAUGACAAAAUGCCCUUGUUGAUGACUUUUUGCAAAUCAAUUUAGUUUUCCACGUUGAUUCAACGUCGUCACAUAGAUCUUUGGGGUUGAAAUGACAUGGCAACAACGUUGAUUCAACCAGUUCUUUGCCAAGUGGGAUGUGAUCAGGGAUGGGAUUGCGGGAGAUAGUGUGAGAAUUAAGUACGUUUUACUGUGUUCGUGUGGGGUGUUUCAAUUUGUCUUGUGUUCUUAUAGGCUGCCCAGAGGAAGCUUCGCCAGGCCAGUACCAAUGUCAAACACUGGAAUGUUCAGAUGAACCGACUGAUGCGUCCUAUUGGACCAGGAGGUAGGCUCUGUCACACCACACCAGUAUUUUCAUUGACUAUAAAAAACAUACACAGAAAGCUUAGGUUUGAUAUAUUAUCAUGUUUGAGGGGCAGAUAAAAACAGGGAGGUGUAGUCACGAUCUGCAACAUAACAUCUCCCGAGUGGCGCAGUGGUCUAAGGCACUGAAUCGCAGUGCUAGCUGUGCCACUAGAGAUCCUGGUUCGAAUCCAGUCUCUGUCGUAGCCGGCCGCGACCAGGAGACCCAUGGGGCGGCGCACAAUUGGCCCAGCGUCGUCCAGGGUAGGGGAGGGAAUGACCGGCAGGGAUCUGGCUCAGUUGGUAGAGUAUGGCGUUUGCAACGCCAGGGUUGUGGGUUCGAUUCCCACGGGGGGCCAGUAUGAAAAAAAAAAUAUAUAUAUAAUGUAUGCACUAACUGUAAGUCGCUCUGGAUAAGAGCAUCUGCUAAAUGACUCAAAUGUAAUGUAAUGUAACACUGUGUCCCAAAUGGCACCCGAUUCCAUUUAUAGAGCACUACUAUUGACCAGUCAAAAGUAGUGCACUAUAAAUGGAAUCGGGUGCCGUUUGGGACGCGUACACUGCCAAGUGCUUGUGGUUUGGGUGGCUUUUAACUAUGCCCAAAGAGCAGGUAGCAAAUCAGACCUCCAAUGUGCAGACCUACUGUACAGCAGUAGGAGUAUAGUAUGCUAAAGGUCUUCAGAAGCGUCCCUCUUUCUCAUUGUGGUUGCAGCUGGGCUUUGUCAAGCUCAUUUUAGAAGACUACUUCCUCAAAUAUAGUGCAAACAAGACGUGUUCGUGCAUUUCUAUUUUAUUGAUCUGAAUCAUAUUUUGUACUGAAACCCCUGGCUCUACUCAUUCCACCCUUACCAGAUGACAUGCCACCACUCUCCCUGCAUUGCUUGUCUUUGCCAAAGUUAGACAGCUACAAGUUAGACAAAUGACAUUUCAGGGGGUGACUGAUAUUUAUUUUUUAACCUUUAUUUAACUAGUCAAGUCAGUUAAGAACAAAUUCUUAUUUACAAUGACGGCCUCCUGCGGGGACGGGGGAUUAAAAAUAAAGAUAUAGGACACACAUCAUGACAAGAGAGACACCACAACACUACAUAAAGAGAGACCUAAGACAACAACAUAGCAUGGCAGCAACACAUUACAACACAGCAUGGUAGCAGCAACACAUGACAACAACAUCGUAGCAACACAACAUGGCAGCAGCACAACAUGGUAGCAGCACAAAACAUGGUACAAACAUUUUUAGCUGCAGACAACCCUGGUUCUCUUUGAUGACAUUGUUUCUUCAGCACCAUAUAGGCUAAAAUAAAUGUUUGUGUCUCCUGUUCUCCCUCCCAUGGUUCCAGAGAAGAGACCAUCAGGAGGGGGCUCUUUCUCCAGCUUCCAGAUCCCAUCCCAGAGAGAUCCAGGUCUGCGUCUGAGACAGAAGUCUGAGGAGCAGGACGAGGAGAGCAAGGAAAACGUGGACAACAGCAGCAGUGCAGGGUCAGGGUGUGAAGGAGGGAGAGGAGAGAUAAUUGAGAGGCGUCUCUCUCAGGCGUCUAACGGAGACAUGGACAUUCCCUGA